Centruroides sculpturatus (bark scorpion) is the source of this 468-nucleotide messenger RNA. RefSeq names its product transmembrane protein 189-like. The transcript has 2 exons. Lineage: Eukaryota; Metazoa; Arthropoda; Arachnida; Scorpiones; Buthidae. The annotation marks the transcript as partial. Gene Ontology annotation, molecular function: oxidoreductase activity; protein dimerization activity. The record is from RefSeq and is a predicted model, not a curated record.
CAAACUAAUAGAUUGAACGACUUUGAAUACGAAAAACUAAUCAAAUUAAGUUCAGACUUGGGAUUUAAAACAUUGUUUGAAUCAAUGCCCAUAACACAGUUUUGGAUUAAAGUUAAAUCUGAAUAUCCAGUUUUACAUAAAAAGGCAGUUAGGAUGUUACUACCUUUUUCAACAACGUACUUAUGUGAAUCAAUGUUUUCAGCAAUGAUUCACAAAUGGUCUCAUACUUAUUUUGGACUACCUCGUUGGGUUACAUUAUUACAAGACUGGCAUGUAGUUUUACCUCGUCUUCAUCAUCGUAUUCAUCAUGUAGCACCUCAUGAAACUUACUUUUGCAUUACAACUGGCUGGCUCAAUUAUCCACUUGACAAACUUCAUUUUUGGUCAGGGAUGGAAUGGAUUAUCGAAUCCCUAACGGGAUACAAACCAAGGACGGAUGAUAUGAAAUGGACUCAGAAAAAAGAAUGA